This is a messenger RNA of Ustilaginoidea virens, 804 nucleotides long. RefSeq lists its product as uncharacterized. Gene Ontology annotation, molecular function: methylthioribulose 1-phosphate dehydratase activity; metal ion binding. The coding region runs from base 1 to 804 and encodes 267 amino acids. The transcript has 3 exons. Lineage: Eukaryota; Fungi; Ascomycota; Sordariomycetes; Hypocreales; Clavicipitaceae. The record is from RefSeq and is a predicted model, not a curated record. Gene Ontology annotation, cellular component: cytoplasm.
AUGCCCCUCGCAGAACACGACGAGAGGCUCCGCCUCGACGCCGACGCCGACGCCGACGCCGACCACCUCGUCACGUCCGAGGACCCGGAGCAUCCCGCCAACCUCAUCCCCUCGCUCUGCGCAAAGUUCUGGACGCUGGGCUGGGUCACCGGCACCGGGGGCGGAUGCUCAAUCCGCGACAAGGACCUCGUGUACAUUGCCCCCUCGGGCGUCCAGAAAGAGCUCAUGAAAAACACCGACAUCUACGUCCUCUCCCUGGCGGCCCAGGAGCCGACGACGCCCGCGAGCCGCCGCUACCUGCGCUCGCCCCCUCGCCACAAGCCGUCGCAGUGCACGCCGCUCUUCCUGGCGGCCUUUGCCCGGCGCGGCGCAGGGUGCUGCAUCCACACCCACUCGCAGUCGGCCGUGCUGGUCACGCUGCUGCUCGAGGCCCGCGGCCCCGGCCGGGACGCCCUCUUCGAGAUCGACAACAUCGAGCAGAUCAAGGGCUUCGCCAGGGGCCCGGGCAAGGCCGGGAGCCUGGGCUACCACGACACGCUGCGCAUCCCCGUCAUCGAGAACACCCCGCACGAGGAGGACCUGACGGAGCAUCUGGAGGCGGCCAUGGAGCAGCACCCGGACACUUAUGCCGUCCUGGUGAGGAGGCAUGGCGUGUACGUAUGGGGCGACAAUGUGCACAAGGCCAAGACGAUGUGCGAGAGUCUUGACUACCUGUUCCAGCUGGCUGUGGAGAUGAACAAGCUGGGUCUUCCUUGGAUCAGUAGUAUCGCGCGCGUGGCGCCUGAUCGAGCAGAGCAGGCCUGA